GAUACCGGAUUUUCACAGCUCAAGGCCGCAGAACGCAGAACUCGUCGUCUACUGGUUCCCACAGCCUUCCAGCUCCACCUUCACAAGGCCAAUCUUCUUCAAUCUUCUCACAAUUUUCAAAAGUUCCAACUCGAAACACAAACUCGCAAGCACACUUUUCUGCACAAACAUCUGUCACCAUGCUCAAUAAGGUUGCUACUAUCCUCCCCUCAUCCUUUGUUCCUGGAGAGAACCACAUUAUCAUCGGUCGCGGCCGUUUUGUUAAGCAGCACGUUGCCAAUCGUCGGUUCACGAAGAUGAUCACUGAUAUUGCCGUCGAGUACUCGGCCGCCCCCUGCAAGGCCGAGAAGGGUGUUAUCCUUACCAAGUUGAUCAACAGGAUCCAUGAUCAAAGCCCUGAUGCUGGGUUCGUACGAAAGGAUCCCAUCACUGGGCAAUGGAGUCUUGUGGAAGAGUCGCUUGCUCGACAAACUGCAGCACAGGCACUGCGCAACCACCUUAGCAGCGAAUACCGUUCCUCCAAGCAAUUCAAGCAAAAGAGACGCAUCGAGCAAAUCAAGGAAAUGGAAGAGCUCAAGCGAACGAACAGUGGAAACAGCAUUGAUAAUGCAAUGCGGGUUUCGGCGCUCUAUGGCUCUCCUACCAGGAGUACUUCAACGGCUUCUUCCCGAUGCGUGUCUCCUGAUGAUGACGAAACCAACCAAAUCAAGGAUACUCUGUCUCUUCUCAUGUCCGCGUUUGGCAGCGGUAUUAACAAAGGAGAUAAUCCUUUCGAGCCUCGACCACUUCCUCCAUCCAUGGACCUUAGCAACCAGCUCAGAUUUGAACCCCUUCGAUUCGCAGUAUAAAAAGCUGCUCCUCUCCGGUCAAAGGCCCCUCUCCUCCCGCUCACAUGACCAACCACUGCUCACCAGGACAAACCCAAGCAAUCUGUACAUAUACUAUAGACAAUAUAUCCAUAAUAAAUGCCGCAAACACACUG
Molecule: messenger RNA, 982 nt
Organism: Seminavis robusta
Lineage: Eukaryota; Bacillariophyta; Bacillariophyceae; Naviculales; Naviculaceae
Source: the annotation of a GenBank genome assembly